Molecule: messenger RNA, 805 nt
Organism: Habropoda laboriosa
Lineage: Eukaryota; Metazoa; Arthropoda; Insecta; Hymenoptera; Apidae
Gene: RsfS312
Product: mitochondrial assembly of ribosomal large subunit protein 1
Exons: 3
Coding region: 1-801 (266 amino acids)
Biological process (GO): negative regulation of translation; negative regulation of ribosome biogenesis
Cellular component (GO): mitochondrion
Molecular function (GO): ribosomal large subunit binding
Source: RefSeq, a predicted model, not a curated record
AUGCGAAGCCGUUUAUUACCAAGUUUGCUACAAUCAAGAAAAUUAGUUUAUAAAUAUUCUAAACCUUUCACAAAUAAUGUAGUAACAUAUUUUCAAUUAAAACAAAUUACACAGUUUUCAACAAACAAUAAAAAAUACUUCAAAAAUGAUAAAAAUGAUGAAAGCCGAGUACAUAACCUAAUCGGUUCGGCUGGUAUUACUCACAAAAUUUUUAAGGAAGAAGACGCAGAAAUUAUUUUCGAUAUUAGUGAGAAACAAGAAACUAUUAAUUUAGAAGAUUUAAUGAGUGAGGAGGAACAUUAUGAUCCUUACGAAGGAAUUAAUUUAAAACGUGGUAUAAAUGGUGUAUUUGAAAUAGAAGAACUUGUAUCAUUAUUACAAAGAGAUAAUGCCAAAAAUAUUUUCGUGGCUUCAGUACCUUCUGAGUUAUCAUAUGUUGAUUACAUGGUUGUAGUCACAGGCAAAUCGAAUAAGCACAUGAAAGCACUUGCUGUUUUUAUCCGUAAAGUAUAUAAAUUAAAAAAACAUAAAGCAGAUUUGAUACCAAAAAUUGAAGGACAAACUUCAAAGGAUUGGAUAGCUUUAGAUUUAGGAAAUAUUGCAUUACAUAUUUUUUCUGAUUCUGCCAGAUCAUUAUAUGAUUUAGAAACAUUGUGGUCAGUUGGUAUUGAUUAUGAUGAUACAAAUAAAAGUACCACAGAUGAUAUUAUGGAACAAUAUAACGCAUUUUUAUCUAAUUUAGAGCCUAUUGAAGAUGGUGACAAAAGCAAAGAAAUAUAUGAAAAGUGUUCAUUAGAAUGACCAU